Messenger RNA from Capsicum annuum, 593 nucleotides. Its product is annotated as protein BOLA2. The coding region runs from base 111 to 392 and encodes 93 amino acids. The record is from RefSeq and is a predicted model, not a curated record. Gene Ontology annotation, biological process: intracellular iron ion homeostasis. Gene Ontology annotation, cellular component: nucleus; cytosol. Gene Ontology annotation, molecular function: 2 iron, 2 sulfur cluster binding. NCBI's taxonomy places the organism in Eukaryota, Viridiplantae, Streptophyta, Magnoliopsida, Solanales, Solanaceae. The transcript is spliced from 3 exons.
CCUACCAAACAUAAAGAGAAUAUUUUCGUGAUUUCGACAAACACACAAAAAAGGGCAGAACUCAAGCAAAGAAAAGCAAAGUAGUGCAAGGUGUACGAGUAGUCUCGAGCAUGGGGGUGACAAAGGAGCAAGUAGAAUCUUCACUAACUGCAAAGCUCAACCCUUCUCAUCUGGAAGUGAUUGAUAUGUCUGCAGGAUGUGGUGCGAAAUUCUUGGUUGUCAUUGUGACAGAACAAUUUGAAGGAAAAAGACUGCUGGAGAGGCACAGAAUGGUUAAUGGAGCACUGGCUGAAGAGAUGAAGGAAAUCCAUGCUCUAUCUAUUACUAAAGCGCUCACUCCAGAGCAGUGGAAACAACAGCAGGAAUCUGAAAAGUCUCAAGCAGCUGCUUAAACCUUGAUAUAGUUGUCUUUCUCGAUGAAAUACUUGAUGAUUCAACCAUAUGGCUAAUACUCUCUUCUCGUUAUCUAUUGAGGGGUUAACUGUGUUAUAGGUUAAGAAAACUGUCGUGUAUCAUGCUUUGAUUAAACUUGCUGGAUUCGAGACUCUGUGAUACUUUUAACUUUUGAAUAAUGCAAUAACUCUCUGAUUCAA